AUUAAGGCGAACUUGUUAAUAGCUCUCAUCAUAUAUCUGCUUAGACUGUCAGCAUGAUUGAGUGCAUAUUGUUAACGCUUAUAUGCUUGAUAAUUCCUCAUUCUCAAGCUUUGAUACCCAUCCCAAAGAAUUAUAGUCCAGAAGAGAAAUAUUGUAGAAUUUAUAAGUCUGUACCUAUUGUGGAUAAUUAUCGGUCAUGUAUAACAUUGAAAGAAGCUGUUAAACGAUUCCGGAAACGACUUGUUCAUGAAGAAUUUCCACCGUCAACAGCACCAGUUGAUAAAUGUUUUAUACAUUCCAUAGAGCUGGUAAUCACUUCAGGCUGUGAUGAAAGUAAUGAAGUGCUACGGCCAUCUAAUUCAGCCAAAGAAUCAUAUUCCAUUUCAUUUCAGCAACAAAAGCUGAUUAUCACUUCUUCUGAAGUCUGGGGAAUUAUACAUGGAUUAGAAACAGUGUUGCAACAUAUAUACAAAGAUGAAUGGAAAGGAAGAAAUAUACAAAUAUUCACAUUGGAUGAUUCACCUCGAUUCUCACAUCGUGGACUCAUGCUAGACACAUCGAAACAUUUCCUCACCAUCGGAGAAAUCCACAAGUUCAUUGAUGCAAUGGCCAUGGUGAAAAUGAAUGUUCUACACUGGCAUAUCACAGACACUGAAUCAUUCCCAUUCGUCUCCUCCAUGUAUCCUGAACUGUCAAACAAGGGUGCAUAUCAUCCUGAGGCCUAUGUGUAUCAGCGUAAUGAGAUAGUUGAUCUACUGGAGUAUGGGCGUCUUCGUGGAAUUCGAAUAAUUCCGGAGUUCGAUACACCAGCACAUACACGGUCAUGGGGAAAUGGCUAUCCCGAAAUACUCACUCCUUGUCAUACUCAAGACGACGAAGGAAAUCAAAUACUCGGUCCUGUCAAUCCAACCAAUCUCACCUUCAUUUACAAUUUCUACCACGAAAUUCACCGUGUGUUUUCUGCUGACAACCACGUUCAUUUAGGCGGAAAUGAUGUGGAUUUCACAUGCUGGCAGUCCAAUCCUGACAUCACAAAAUUCAUGCAGGAAGAAGGAUUCAACAAUGACUAUACAAAGUUGAUGAACUACUACAUGAUACAACUUGUAGAAAUUGUCAGGGCCGCAUCGUUGGGAUCUCCAGUGGUUCCAAUUGCUUGGCAGGAUGUAUAUCAGGAUGGAUUUCGUAGUGACAAGGAUAUGAUUUUUCAAGUAUACAAAUCUGAUGAAUGGAAGAAGAGUGUUGAGGAGAUCACAAGAGCGGGAUUCAAAGUUCUCAUAUCGUCGUGUUGGAAUUUCAGUGAUGUGAGUCUCGGAGACGACUGGCGAGCGUUCUACGAGUGUGAUCCCUUGGAUUUCGAAGGAAGUCAAGCGGAACUGGCACUGGUCAUUGGAGGAGAAGGUGUGAUUCCAGGUGACUACGUGGAUGACUCAAAUCUCAUGUUGGUGUCAUGGCCUCAAGCCGCUGCAAUAGCUGAAAAACUCUGGUCCCAAGAGAGAACGAGCACAGACGAUUUCGGUGACCGCCUGAGUGAACUUCGUUGUCGAAUGAGAAGACUAAAUUGGGAUGUUCAACCAGUGAAUGGACCAGGAUUCUGCUCAAUUUGAUUCACCACACACACCGAAGUGUCUUCUCCCACUUCGCACACACUCACAGACACACACACAAAGACAGUAUUUUCCAUGAGAGUUCAAUAGACAGAAUGACGCUUGAUAUGUGCAGCCAGUGUGUGUGUGUGUGUGUCAGAGUGUCGACACAUCCAAUUAUUCUUCUCCCUCUCCUUCCAUUUUCCAUCCUCUUCGACAGCUUCACACUAAUUUUCACAAAUAU
This is a messenger RNA of Trichobilharzia szidati, 1827 nucleotides long. The record is from the annotation of a GenBank genome assembly. NCBI's taxonomy places the organism in Eukaryota, Metazoa, Platyhelminthes, Trematoda, Strigeidida, Schistosomatidae.